AUGCUUAAACUAUACUGCAGAACUUCUUCACAUUCCCGAAGUCACUCAGAGUAUUCUGUGGCUGAAGGUAAUGUUGUGAAACCGGCGUUGACACCAAAAUUGUCAGUAGAAAGUACCGGAGAAAAUCGAAACACCGAUUCGCCGUCACUUCAGCCAAAGCGUAAAUUUCGUCAAGCUCAUCAAAGUUUUCGAAUUCGUAUGCUGCAAGAGCAGUAUGGAGUCGGAUUUGAACCGGUAAAACGGCAAACAGUGUUUUUCUGUAAAAAAAAAAAUGCUUCUUUAGUUUUUUUUUAUCUUUCUUCUAACUGCAUAUUGUACCAAACAAAAACUAACGCUUUUCCACUUCGGCACAGCAAUUUUUUCUUCCAAAGAUCAAAGAAUUGUAAUAAAUUAACAGUUGUCAGCUGA
Messenger RNA from Enterobius vermicularis (human pinworm), 408 nucleotides. NCBI's taxonomy places the organism in Eukaryota, Metazoa, Nematoda, Chromadorea, Rhabditida, Oxyuridae. The record is from the annotation of a GenBank genome assembly.